Molecule: messenger RNA, 2126 nt
Organism: Antechinus flavipes (yellow-footed antechinus)
Lineage: Eukaryota; Metazoa; Chordata; Mammalia; Dasyuromorphia; Dasyuridae
Gene: MTHFD2
Product: methylenetetrahydrofolate dehydrogenase (NADP+ dependent) 2, methenyltetrahydrofolate cyclohydrolase
Exons: 7
Coding region: 102-1148 (348 amino acids)
Biological process (GO): tetrahydrofolate interconversion
Cellular component (GO): mitochondrion
Molecular function (GO): methylenetetrahydrofolate dehydrogenase (NAD+) activity; methenyltetrahydrofolate cyclohydrolase activity; methylenetetrahydrofolate dehydrogenase (NADP+) activity
Source: RefSeq, a predicted model, not a curated record
GGGCGAGGUGGCCGCGGAGAGUCGCGUGCGCGCCGGUUCCUCCUUCUGGGUCCUCCUCCGGCCCGCCCGCUGCUCCGCGCUCCGCGGCUCGCGCUCUCGGCAUGGCGGUCCCAGCAGCCCUGGCGGCCCCGCGGGCGGCGCGCCUCCUGCUCCCGGCGCUCAGCGCCUGCCGCGCGCUGCAUCUCUCGGCGGCCAGAAACGAAGCCGUGGUGAUUUCUGGAAAGAAGCUGGCCCAGCAGAUCCGGCAGGAAGCCCGGCAAGAAGUGGAGCAGUGGGUGGCCCUGGGGAACAAGCGGCCCCACCUGAGCGUGGUGCUGGUGGGGGAGAACCCGGCCAGCCACUCCUACGUGCUGAACAAGACCAAGGCCGCCGCGGAUGUGGGAAUCAGCAGCGAAACGAUUCUGAAGCCCGCCUCCAUUUCCGAGGAAGAGCUUCUGGACCUGAUCAGCAAGCUCAACCAUGACGACAACGUGGAUGGCCUCCUGAUCCAGCUCCCUCUUCCUGAGCACAUCGACGAGCGAAGGGUCUGCAACGCCGUGGCCCCCGAAAAGGACGUGGACGGCUUCCACGUGAUCAACGUGGGGCGCAUGUGCCUGGACCAGGACUCCAUGCUGCCCGCGACGCCCUGGGGCGUGUGGGAGAUCAUCAAGCGGACGGGCAUCCCCACCCUGGGCAAGAACGUGGUGGUGGCCGGCAGGUCCAAAAACGUGGGCAUGCCCAUCGCCAUGCUGCUGCACACGGACGGCCGCCACGAGCGCCCCGGAGGGGACGCCACCGUGACCAUCUCGCACCGAUACACGCCCAAGGAGCAGCUGAAGAAGCACACGAUUCUGGCCGAUAUCGUGGUGUCCGCCGCAGGCAUCCCCAAACUGAUCACGGCCGACAUGAUCAAGGAAGGAGCCGCCGUCAUCGACGUGGGCAUCAAUCGGGUUCACGAUCCCGUCACGGACAAGCCCAAGUUAGUGGGAGACGUGGACUUUGAAGAGGUCAAGAAGAAAGCCAGUUACAUCACCCCGGUCCCCGGGGGGGUGGGCCCCAUGACGGUGGCCAUGCUGAUGAAGAACACCAUCAUCGCCGCCAAGAAGCUGCUGAAGCCCGAGGAGCGCGAGCCGGGGAAGGCCAAGGAGUUGGCGGCGGCCAGCUCUUAACCGACGGGGGCGUCUCGUUAGCGAAAGAAAGCAGAAACAUUCCGAGUCAUUUUUCAAAAAAGCAAAACAGGCCGAUAGAAAUGCAAUAUUUUAAUUUAUUCUGCUGAUGUGAUUUUCUGAUAUUUGUUUGCAGUCAGGCUAUUUAUUGAAGCGUUCAGGGUAGGCAGCUAGGUGCGCUCAGAUACCCCUCGUUAGUGGCCGCGGGGCGCCCUGCGCCCACUGGCAGGGGCAGCUCUUGGGAAUCGACCCAUGGGACCCUCACCACGGCAGCUCGAAGACCCCUUAGGGGGUCCCUUAGUCACUGCAUUGUUGUCAUCAGGGGGCUUAGUAAAGUCAGGCGGCCGUACUUCGGCUCCUGAACCUCGUCCGAGGCCCCCUGAGGGAGGGUGCUUCGGUUACAGUCUCACCUUUGUGGUUCAAACGAGGGCAGAGCCCUCUGGGGAAUCUGAAACACGGCCUGAGAUACUGCGGUCCCCUGGCUCCCAUGGACACACCCCCACUAGUGUCUGGCCCCAGCGAAGGUGGCGCUCCUUCGGGCCGGAGCUUGAGCCUUCAGCCCGGAAGCGUUGCCCAGGGGCCGGCCGACAGCCCUGUCCGUUCUGUGCGCACUGUGGGAGCUAGUGUCCUGGACUUCAUUUCCAAGGCCUCCACGUUGGACCUCAAGGUCACGAUUCAGACUCCACACAGCGCCUGGAACGGAAGCGAGGCUGGAAAAGAAGCUCUUGGGGCCGGUUUGAGCUCUGGGGCACGGGAGGAGUUCGGGGGGCACUUCCUCCUCAGACCUGGGGAAAGGGGCCAGGGCCGGCCGGGGCUGAGCCUGGCACUCUCCUAAUAACCAAAGAAUUUGCAGUGGCUCCUGCUUUCUUUCCCCUUCGGUCCCUGUUGCCUUUCCUAAAAGUCUUUGAAAGCUUGCAGUGCUUACUCAGUUUACCUAACCAGAUUUUUGAUUAAAGCAGUUUUUUUAAAAAAAGAAAGAAA